This is a messenger RNA of Saccostrea cuccullata (small rock oyster), 813 nucleotides long. RefSeq names its product DDB1- and CUL4-associated factor 8-like. The record is from RefSeq and is a predicted model, not a curated record. Gene Ontology annotation, molecular function: protein binding. NCBI's taxonomy places the organism in Eukaryota, Metazoa, Mollusca, Bivalvia, Ostreida, Ostreidae. The annotation marks the transcript as partial. Gene Ontology annotation, cellular component: cytoplasm; Cul4-RING E3 ubiquitin ligase complex. The transcript has 7 exons.
ACUGAAGAUGGAAUUGUCAAAAAGUUUUGUCCGCAUCAUUUGAUUGACAGCAAGUCCAAAGCUGACAUUACCUGUGCAGUGUAUAAUUACAAUGGAACAGAGGUACUGGGCUCCUACAAUGAUGAUGACAUUUAUUUGUUUGAUAAUACACAUUCCGAUGGUGCAGACUACAUUCACAGAUAUGGGGGUCACAGAAACAGUGCCACAGUGAAGGGAGUGAACUUUUAUGGCCCCCACAGUGAGUUUGUAGUCAGUGGGAGUGACUGCGGCCAUGUGUUCCUGUGGGACAAAGAGACGGAGAGCGUGGUACAGUUCAUGGAGGGAGACGAUUGUGGAGUGAUCAAUGUGUUGGAGCCCCAUCCUUUUGCCCCGGUUUUAGCCACCAGUGGUCUGGAUCACGAUGUGAAGAUUUGGGCCCCCACUGCCGAGGAGCCAACUGUGUUACCCAACCUCAAAAAGACAACCAAGAAGAAUAAGAAGGAGAGAAAUGAGGAGAAUUUGAGUGACCCUUCUGCCUUGCAUGACAUGUUGGACGGGCCAAUGAUGUACUAUAUAAUGAGACAGAUCAGUCGAGCUAGGAGAAGGAAUGAACCAGAUGCCGAUGAUUCGAGUUCCAACACUUCCGACUCGGAUUCUGAAGAUUCCGAAUUUGGCCCAGCAGACAGGCUUCAGUGUGCACAGCAGUAAAUCAGCCAUGUGUGACCAAAAUAAAUCAGCGUCAAAGGGCUGUGCCAGAUUAAUCAAAAAGCUUAUGCAGGAAUUCUGGGAAAAAAUAUUAUUCAUAGGAGACUUCAUUUUCAUGCUUCAAUGUAA